AUGCAGAUCAAUAUUGCCAGAUAUAGCAAUUUGAUCUCCCUGAAGGACACUGGGCAUAAUGAAGAGAGAGAGGAGAAGUUGCUUGAGAGGUGUCCUUUUGGCCAUGAGGGUACAAAGUUGGUCAGCAUACCUAUCACAAUUCUCAAUGUAACUGGUGCCAUCAUCACAUGGUACCUCCCAGAUGCCCUGACUGACACCACCCAGUUAAACUCACCAAUCUCAUGGAAUUUGUUGGAUCUGGAGGUAUCUGCAUCAUUGAAGGGUCCAUGCUCUGAGAAAAUCCUCAAAGUUAUUGCAAGGCCAGCAGCCAUCACAUCAGCAGCACUCAGGGUCAUGCAUCCUGAGCAGUACUGGGCAGGGAUCUAA
Molecule: messenger RNA, 366 nt
Organism: Suillus subaureus
Lineage: Eukaryota; Fungi; Basidiomycota; Agaricomycetes; Boletales; Suillaceae
Exons: 2
Coding region: 1-366 (121 amino acids)
Source: RefSeq, a predicted model, not a curated record